AUGGCUAUAAAGUCUUCUGAUUCUGAUCACGACCACAUCUGUCCGGUUUUCAGUCCGACUACUAACCAGGUGUUGUUGGGUCGGGAGACGCCCAAGCACUAUGGGAUCACGUCUCCUAUCAGCCUGGCCCAAGCCAAGGAGUCUGACCUGGCCCUCACACACAGCCUGACUGAGGCCCUGAAACCAUACGGGGUGUUCGAAGAGGAGCUGGAACUACAGCGCAGGUAGGAUGGUUGUCACUAGUAGGCCGAAUGGUCAUGUUAGAAUGGACACAAGUUGCAUCAAGGCCUAUUGGGAGUGGUAGUAGACGUGGUGGUAGUAGGAUGAGGUCUAUUAGGAGUAGUGGUGGUAGUAGGAUGAGGUCUAUUAGGAGUAGUGGUGGUAGUAGGAUGAGGUCUAUUAGGAGUAGUAGUGGUGGUAGUAGGAUGAGGUCUAUUAGGAGUAGUGGUGGUAGUAGGAUGAGGUCUAUUAGGAGUAGUGGUAGUAGUAGGAUGAGGUCUAUUAGGAGUAGUGGUGGUAGUAGGAUGAGGUCUAUUAGGAGUAGUAGUGGUGGUAGUAGGAUGAGGUCUAUUAGGGGUAGUGGUGGUAGUAGGAUGAGGUCUAUUAGGAGUAGUGGUGGUAGUAGGAUGAGGUCUAUUAGGAGUAGUGGUGGUAGUAGGAUGAGGUCUAUUAGGAGUAGUGGUGGUAGUAGGAUGAGGUCUAUUAGGAGUAGUGGUGGUAGUAGGAUGAGGUCUAUUAGGAGUAGUGGUGGUAGCAGGAUGAGGUCUAUUAGGAGUAGUGGUGGUAGUAGGAUGAGGUCUAUUAGGAGUUGUAGAGUAUGAAAAAUGUAUGCACUCACUAACUGUAAGUCGCUCUGGAUAAGAGCGUCUGCUAAAUGACUUAAAUGUAAAUAGUAGUGGUGGUGGUAGUAGGAAGAGAAUAAUAACUUUAUCCAAUAUCUUGCCAGUACAUCAGUCAAUUAUUCUUAGGUUGGUGUUUCGGUCAAUACUAGGUAAACUGUAUUUGUGGUUAUAAAGUGCCAUACUUGUGUAGUUAUUUAUUAUUUUUUAAAUGUAAAAAUACCAAAGACUUCCUCUAAAUCAUGCCUUGUUUUCCAUAGAAUACAUGUGUUGGGAAAACUGAACACACUAGUGAAGGAAUGGAUCCGUGACGUCAGUGAGACAAAGGUAUGCUUUUACUUCCUCCUUCUGACAGUUCGCUCUGAUACAGCAGGGGUCUGGUGAUCCGUGGGUGUGUCCCAACUGUCACUGUAUUCCCUUUUUUAGUGCACUACUUUUGACCAGGGCUCUGCACUAUAAAUGGAAUAGGGUGCCAUUUGGGACACAGGUAAUAUUGGGAUGAUAUCACAACAGCAAGGCAGUGUUGCCUACCCAUGAUGCAACAGGUUCUAAUGAUUGAAUGUACUGUUUUUUUUCCUCCUAGAAUCUGCCUGCCUCAGUGAUUGAAACUGUUGGAGGGAAGAUCUUCACAUUUGGAUCCUACAGGUUAGGAGUUCACACUAAAGGUAAUUAUGUCAGCUUUAGGAGGGAUGCAGGGUCUUGAGUUGUGGUUAGGAGUUCACACUAAAGGUAAUUAUGUCAGCUUUAGGAGGGAUGCAGGGUCUUGAGUUGUGGUUAACACAUUUGGAUCCACACUGAAGGAAGGCUGAACUAUUGUGCAGUCAGCCUUUCCAUUCUGACGUUGUCCUCUUAGGAGGACUUGUCCAAUAGCAACACUUGUUUUCGGUUUCAAAACAUUUUCUCCUGUUUGGUUUUUAAAGCACCUUUUGAGAUUCUCUUCGUAAUGUAAAGCACUAUAUAAAAUAGUAUUUAUUAUUAUUAAACACAGCAUGGUCACACCACACCGGUAACAUUUUUGCACAAAAUGCCGUACCACCGAAAUGACCUUUUUAAAAAAAAAAUGAAUUGAUAUCUCUUGUCCUGGUGUAGGUGCUGACAUUGACGCCCUGUGUGUGGCUCCUCGUCAUGUGGAGAGAACAGACUUCUUCUCCUCGUUCCUGGAAAAGCUGAAAGAGCAAGAGGAGGUCAAAGAUUUGAGGGUGGGUAUCUGGACGAUCUCUAUUACAUUGCCUUGAUUCCUCGCAUUUUCUUUCCUUGCCUCCUUUUCAAAACCCAUUGGAUGAGACGGUAAGAGGCCCCGCCCCUCUGACCUUCUCAUCCAAUGGGUUUUGAGAAGGAUGCGAGGAAUCAAGGCAGCAUAAUAAAGAUUCUUCCAUGGUGUUGGUAGACUAGGAGGUGAAGAUGUGUACCCAAAAGUUAACGAGGUGCAGACUGUUCAUCAACUGUUCUCUUUUUUUUCCCAGGCUGUUGAGGAGGCAUUUGUCCCGGUGAUAAAGCUGUCUUUCGACAGCAUUGAGGUGUGACGUUUGAAAGUAUUUGUUUAUGAUUGUAUUCUAGGCCUAAAUGUGACCAUUUUGAUUAUUGCAAGAGAACUGGGCGAAGUUGGUUCAGUUCAUCCAAUAUGAAUUGAGAUUUGCUGCUUUUUUAAAUGUCCAUGAGUUUUGUAUAUUUCUAGAUUGACAUCCUGUUUGCCCGGUUAGCGUUGCAAACCAUCCCAGAGAGUCUGGACCUCCGAGAUGACGGGCUGCUGAAGAACCUUGACAUCCGCUGCAUCAGGAGUCUUAACGGUAACACUGAGCUCUUUGUAUCCACUGAGCUGUGGUCCUGAUGUGGUCCUGAUGUGGUUCAGUUGGUAAAAGCGUGCCGCUGUCAACAACAGUGUCGUGGUUCGAUUAUCGCUGGGGUCACAAAUGGUAAAAUGUAUACACUGUACUGUAAGUCUCUUUGGAUGAAAUAAUCUGCUGAACGGUAUCUCACGUCACUGAUGUUGCACUAUAAACAGUGAUAUCUGAUCUGUGUUAAAAAUACAGGGUCUAACAAUUGGUUGUUGGUUCACCUCUGACCCUACCUACACUUAGUUGAAAGCAACUGCUGUGUUGUAGAAUUCAAGUAAUCUCUCUGCAUUGUCUGUGUCGUACCUGUCCGUCUCUAUUGUGAGUGAGGAGUGGGGACCAUAAUGGCUUGACGUUAUGUUUUCAGGUUGCAGAGUUACAGAUGAGAUCCUCCACCUUGUGCCCAACAUUGAGAACUUCAGACUGACGCUGAGGACCAUCAAGCUGUGGGCUAAACGUGAGUUGCCUAGCGUCAAGCGUAGUAGCACAAUCAUUUGCCUUGGUGGAAACAUAACUGUGUGUUGAGUCGGCAUCUCCUGUAAGCGUGUGUGUGUGUCUACUGGUGUGUUUGAGUUGGUCCCUGUGUGUGUGUGUGUACUCUUAUCAGUUUGUACGUCUUGCUGUGUAACACGGAGGGACCAACACUGUUGUGGCUAGGCAGGUGGGAUUAUCUCACUCUAAUGACAGCCACAACACUAAUGACAUGUCAACAUGCUGGACCCAAACUGACAGCCUUCAGGUCCUAUUCCCUAAACAGUAUUAGCCUCUAAAAUAAAACUGUGAGUCACGGCAUUUUUACACAGGACAGACCACGCCCCUCGUGGCCACGGUGAAUUUGUUUGGCUUGCGUACACUGCAUGGCAACCAACUGUCCAAUCAUGUUUUGUCUUGUGGGAACAACAUCCGCAGAGAGUCACUCACUGGCUUGUAGGCUAGGCCAGGUGCAUAACUAAGCCCAAUCCAAAAAACAUCCCCAGCCCCCCCCCAACCCUUUUGGUGAUCUUUAGGAACUAGAUAGAUGUAAACUAUAUGGCAUAAGCAUCGCCAAGCUUAUUGGGAGGCAAGGCAGAAACAUCAAGGAAUUGCCUUUUGCAUUGCAAAAUCAGAAAAAUUACACUGGUGCCUGAUGGUCCUUGAUGUAAUGCACUUAUUACAUUUUACAUUACAUUUUAGUCAUUUAGCAGAUGCUCUUAUCCAGAGGGACUUACAGGAGCAAUUAGGGUUAAGUGCCUUGCUUAAGGGCACAUCGACAGAUUUUUCACCUAGUCGGCUCGGGGAUUAGAACCAGCGACCUUUCGGUUACUGGCACAACGCUCUUACCCACUAAGCUACCUGCCGCCCCAUUAGGUCAGCAACAACAACCAAACUAAAUCUACACAAUCUAAAGUGAUAUGUCCUCCCCAAGGUCAUAACAUCUACAGUAACUUCCUGGGUGGAGUCUCCUGGGCCGCGUCUCGUAGCCAGGACCUGCCAGCUCUACCCCAACGCCAUUUAUUUAUAAUACUGUUAUGUUAUUGUUCUCCCAUAGGUCAUAACAUCUACAGUAACAUCCUGGGCUUCCUGGGUGGCGUCUCCUGGGCCGCGUCUCGUAGCCAGGACCUGCCAGCUCUACCCCAACGCCAUUUAUAUAUAAUACUGUUAUGUUAUUGUUCUCCCAUAGGUCAUAACAUCUACAGUAACAUCCUGGGCUUCCUGGGUGGCGUCUCCUGGGCCGCGUCUCGUAGCCAGGACCUGCCAGCUCUACCCCAACGCCAUUUAUAUAUAAUACUGUUAUGUUAUUGUUCUCCCAUAGGUCAUAACAUCUACAGUAACAUCCUGGGCUUCCUGGGUGGCGUCUCCUGGGCCGCGUCUCGUAGCCAGGACCUGCCAGCUCUACCCCAACGCCAUUUAUAUAUAAUACUGUUAUGUUAUUGUUCUCCCAUAGGUCAUAACAUCUACAGUAACAUCCUGGGCUUCCUGGGUGGCGUCUCCUGGGCCAUGCUGGUAGCUAGGACCUGCCAGCUCUACCCCAACGCUGUGGCCUCCACCCUCGUACACAAGUUCUUCCUGGUCUUCUCUAAGUGGUGAGCAGUCGCUCUCUUUCGGACGUGCUCUGUGACCUGUUUCUGAUGGGCAUUUUGUUUUUCCUGUCUUUGCUGGUGAAGGAGUUUCCAUAGAUCACUCUCUCUACAUUGUCAUCUCAUUUUCUCACUCCUUGGUGCUUGUGGCAGCUGUAUUACUACUGUUUUUAUUAGGAACAUAGUGAAACAAGAUGGCGUGUGUAAAGGGUUGACUGACUGACCUACUGGUAUACUUGGUCUGUACCAUCACACUAAAUUAAACGUGUGUUUGUGUUAUGCAGGGAAUGGCCUAACCCUGUUCUCCUGAAGCAGCCAGAGGACUGCAACCUCAACUUGCCAGUCUGGGACCCCAGGGUAAUGUUGAUCCAUAAUAACAAGAUUUGUUCAUACUGAUACUAGUCCUGUCCUGAGCAACACUGAUACAGUGCAUUCGGAAAGUAUUCAGGCCCCUUGACUUUUUCCACAUUUUGUUAAGUUAUAGCCUUAUCCUAAAAUUGAUUUAAAUAGUUUUUUCCCCCCUCAAUCUACACACAAUACCCCAUAAAGACAAAGCAAACAGGUUUUUAGAAAUGUGUGCAAAUUUAUUACAAAUAAAAAAACAGAUCACAUUUACGUAAGUAUUCAGACCCUUUACUCAGUACUUUGUUGAAGCACCUUUGGCAGCGAUUACAGCCCCGAGUCUUCUUGGGUAUGAUGCUACAAGCUUGGCACACCUGUAUUUAGGGAGUUUCUCCCAUUCUUCUCUGUAGAUCCUCUCAAGCUCUGUCAGGUUGAGUGGGGAGCGUCACUGCACAGUUAUUUUCAGGUCUCUCCAGAGAUGUUCGAUCGGGUUCAAGUCCGGGCUCUGGCUGGGCCACUCGAGGACAUUCAGAGACUUGUCCUGAAGCCACUCCUGCGUUGUCUUGGCUGUGUGCUUAGGGUCAUUGUCCUGUUGGAAGGUGAACCUUAGCCCCACUGAGGUCCUGAGCGCUCUGAAGCAGGUUUUUGUCAAGGAUCUCUCUGUACUUUGCUCCAUUCAUCUUUCCCUCGAUCCUGACUAGUCUCCCAGUCCCUGCCACUGAAAAACAUCCCAACAGCAUGAUGCUGCCACCACCAUGCUUCACCGUAGGGAUGGUGCCAGGUUUCCUCCAGACGUGACGUUUGGCAUUCAGGCCAAAGAGUUCAAUCUUGGUUUAAUCAGACCAGAGAAUCUUGUUUCUCAAGGUCUGAGAGUCCUUUAGGUACCUUUUGGCAAACUCCAAGCGGGCUGUCAUGUGCCUUUUACUGAGGAGUGGCUUCCGUCUGGCUAAUCUACCAUAAAGGCCUGAUUUGUGGAGUGCUGCAGAAAUGGUUGUCAUUCUGGAAGGUUCUCCCAUCUCCACAGAGGAACUUGAGCUCUGUCAGACCAAGGCCCUUCUCCCCCGAUUGCUCAGUUUGGCCGGGCGGCCAGCUCUAGGAAGAGUCUUGUUGGUUCCAAACUUCUUCCAUUUAAGAAUGAUGGAGGCCACUGUGUUCUUGGAGACCUUCAAUUCUGCAGACAUUUUUUGGUACCCUUCCCCAGAUCUGUGUCUCGACACAAUCCUGUCUCAGAGCUCUACGGACAAUUCCUUCGACCUCAUGGCUUGGUUUUUGCUCUGACAUGCACUGUCAACUGUGGGACCUUUAUAUAGACAGGUGUGUGCCUUUCCAAAUCAUGUCCAAUCAAUUGAAUUUACCACAGGUGGACUCCAGUCAAGUUGUAGAAACAUCUCCAGUAUGAUCAAUGGAAACAGGAUGCACCUGAGCUCAAUUUCGAGUCUCAUAGCAAAGGGUCUGAAUACUUAUGUAAAUAAGGUAUUUCUGUUCUUUUGUUUUUAAUAAAUCUGCUAAAAUUUCUGAAAACCUGUUUUUGCUUUGUCAUUAUGGGGUAUUGUGUGUAGAUGGAGGAUAAAAAAAAUUAAUGUAAUUCAUUUUAGAAUAAGGCUGUAAUGUAACAAUGUGGAAAAAGUCAAGGGGUCUGAAUACUUUCCAAAUGCACUGUACAUCAAGGACUGUCAUAAACAUGAACUUAACUGCCUUAAGCAUUUUAGUAGCAGAGCUGCUACUAAAAUGUUAAGGACACUACACUAAAAACACCAGUUCCUCCACUACAUAUCCCACUGGUGUUAACCAUUUAAAGUCUAGGGCCACGUUUUAUUUUCCUGUGACCUGUACCCCCCCCCCAGUCAGUCCCACUUCUUUUAUCUGUUCCAGUACAAACACAUUUGAUUCAGAUGCAUUAGAGGCCUUCAAAUCACUACAUCAAAGAUAGUCACACACAUUCUCAGAGUUCUAUCGUUCCAAGUGACCCUUUCUGCAUGUGGUGGAAGGUUUUAAUUGGCUCUAAGUGUCCUAUCUGUUGUUCCAGGUGACCCCCAGUGACAGGUACCACCUGAUGCCCAUCAUCACACCAGCCUACCCCCAGCAGAACUCCACCUACAACGUCUCUGCCUCCACACGUGCCGUCAUGGUGGACGAGUUCAAACACGGUCCGUAAAGCCGUCUCGAAUUCUAACUUCAUACGCAAGCCUUUGCAUCCACACCUCUGUGUAGUCCCUCUGAAACGGAAUUCUCUUCAUACGAAACCCUUCAGGCCAGAGUCCUAACUUAAGAGCCUUGAGCAAGAAACUUACUCAAACAUUCACAUAAAUGAUCCAUUGAUGUCAAAGGGAAGUUUCAUCAAAUGUAAGUUGUGCCUAUGUCAAAAAAAGUAAAUUCAGCCUCGUCGGAAGUAUUUUCUUUUCUCAAGGGGUUCCUAACGUCCGGCUUGUUGCCUAGAUAAGUUGUCUCAUCUGUAGUUUUCCUUUGGUUCUCCUCGUUGUUAAACACGUUGUCCUUCCUCCUUCCCUCCACAGGUCUGGCCAUCACAGAUGAAAUAUUGCAGAAUAAAGCAGAGUGGUCGAAACUAUUUGAAGCACCAAACUUCUUUCAGAAAUACAAGUAUGUAUUAAGCAGCUUAUCCUGUGGGACACGCAUGGUGAGACAAACCAACUAUUUCAAUAAAGAUUUCGAUUUUCAAAAUACACCACCACCUCACUUGCACCUUUUCAGUAAAUGUGAAGUUCUCUUGUUCCCCUUUAUGUGUAAUCGACUCAUUCAGUUUGCAUUAUUUUUAUUAUUAAAUAAACACUUCAGGCUAACAGACAAGACUCAAAAGAUGCUUUCUUCUGGCCUAAGCACCCUCUUUGAUUCACAAAACAAUGAUCAUAAAAGCAAAUACAAUGUUAAUGUUAUGCAGUGCCUGAAGCCCAGUAUGAUCACUACUAUUAAGUAUAGACUGUGCCUCUAAUGUAAGCACAACUCAAUAUUUGAUGUUUGUAUAUUUUAAUAUCUUACUAAAGGUGGGUACUUCAGCUGUAAGGUUUCCUUAUUAUACUGUACAUCUACUUCCCAAAUAAAAUGCUUUAGUUAACAAUUUGCACUAUGUAUUUCUUGUUAGUCUUCAUUUUGUAGACAUGUUUUUUAUGUUCCUUAUCAAGUUUUGAUCAUGAUAAAUCUGUAAAUUAUAACACCGCGCUAGCAGGAAGCCAUGUGAAGAAUACAACAUUUUAAGUCAUUGGAUCUUUCAGUUUCAUUCUAUACAUGUGGGUAAUUUAUAGAGACAGCUCACUAACUCACACCCUGGAUUCCCUUUUCACUCAUCAGUUCUGCUCAAUCUUGAGAUAUGUACUUGAAUGUUGAAAUCUGAAGUGAAAAGUAAAGCUGAAUAGGUCACUUGUUAAUUGGUUUAUCAGUAAUAUGCAAGAGCAUGAUGCUAGCCUAGAACAGUGGCCACAGUUCUGUUACCCAAGAGGCAUUGUCCUUGGAAGAGGAGACAUUUCUCCCUUUGCAGCCCCAAUCAACAUGCAGACCUAUUUGCAAAAUGCCAAUCAUUUUGCUUCCCAAUUGACUCGCGUUCCAAUCCCCUUCAUUUACCUAAAUCUUCCAUUCCCGACGCUCUCAAUUUGAAAUAAAAUACCCUCAGUCUUUUGGGAAAUCAGUUUGAUCCAGCCACCCUUUCUUUGACAGAAAAGUUUCAGAACAUUUGAUGUAUUGCCUUAAGCACACCGUGGCUUAAGCACAGCUCCUCAUCCUCUGGGUUGCUGACAGAGGAAAGGAGAACAUGCAUCAGCACAUUCUGGACUGUCGUUUGACUGCACUGGAGAGCCUGAAAAAAUGGAUACAAUUUAAAGUGAUUAAAUAAAUCCAGCCUGUGGAUUGGACUGCAGUCUUAGAGGAGACAGUAUAUAUCCAGCCUGUGGAUUGGACUGCAGUCUUAGAGGAGACAGUAUAUAUCCAGCCUGUGGAUUGGACUGCAGUGUUAGAGAGAGAAUAUCCACCUGUAUUGGCUGCAGUCUUAGAGGAGAUCCAGCCUGUGGAUUGGACUGCAGUCUUAGAGAAAUGUAUAUUCCACUGAUUGGACGCAGUAGUAGGAAGUAUUAUCCCGUGGAUUGGACUGCAGUCUUAGUAGACAGUAUUGUGAUUGACUGCAGUGUUAGAGGAGACAGUAUAUAUCCAGCCUGUGGAUUGACUGCAUGUUAGAGGAGACCGUAUAUAUCCAGCCUGUGGAUUGGACUGCAGUUAGAGAGACCGUAAUAUCCAGCCUGUGGAUUGGACUGCAUCUUAGAGAGACAGUAUAUAUCCAGCCUGUGGAUUGGACUGCAGUGUUAGAGGAGAUAGUAUAUCUCCAGCCUUUGGAUUGGACGGCAGUCUGAGAGGAGAUAGUAUAUAUCCAGCCUGUGGAUUGGACUGCAGUCUUAGAGGAGAUAGUAUAUAUCCAGCCUGUGGAUUGGACUGCAGUGUUAGAGGAGACAAACGUUAUUACGCUAGAGAUUGUUAUCCAGGUUUGACCCUUUCACACAUCAGGCUUAAUUAACAUACUUCAGAAUCAGACCAUCUGAUCUGGCUGGCGCCCUGCUUGUUACUGCACUGGUUUCUCUGUACUGUUGUUUGAAUAAAUCAAUCAUUCGUCCUGGGCUCAGACCUUUUUAUUUUCAACGUGGCCUGAAAAUGAAAGAUCUUUCCUUUCCAUUCAUCUGCUUGUCAAUGUAAUCCAAUUUUAUAAUAUUCAACCUAAUGGGAAAUAAUCAGAACAAGCACGGGCUCCUGUGAUUGGACGAACAGUGAGGUAGUGUGGGUUUUCAACAGGUGACGGGCAGAGCUAUUCCAGACAAAGCACAGAAAUAACUUUGUUUGGUGCUACUGUGGUAACUGCAUGGAUAUUGUACAUAUAGGCAGACAAGAAUGUAAGUGAAUACUUUUACUCAGUUAUAAUAUAGUAACAGUGACUUUCAGGAUACUUGAAUAUUGUGGAAGAUAUAUUUUACAGUGAAUUAGGUUCAUUCUCAGUCGACGUGAAGAUGAUUUGGUGAAUUAAUGAUCUUGGUAGUUCGAUUGGUUUUCUCUGGCUAAUUUGAUUUGCUGUGGAGCGUUUGUAGCCAUUACUCUGACAUGUUUGUGUAAAAGACGACUGCGUGUGUGUUCAGCUAAGGACAUUUUGUGUGUCAAUAUAAUUUAUUGCCUUAAAACACGGACGUUGGUAUUAGUCAUGUAGUUUUUAGCUGUUUCAUUUGAGAGAAGUGUGUUACAAAGAAACCUAUUUCCAUGACCUGUUGUGGUGAGGGCUGGGUGAUCUGGGCUCCCGAGUGGUGCAGCGGUCUAAGGCACUGCAUCUCAGUGCUUGAGGCGUCACUACAGACCCCCUGGUUCGAUUCCAGGCUGUAUCACAACCGGCUGUGAUUGGGAGUCCCAUAGGGCAGCGCACAAUUGUCCCAGCGUCGUCUGGGUUUGGCCGGUGUAGGCCGUCAUUGUAAAUAAGAAUUUGUUCUUAACUGACCUGCCUAGUUAAAUAAAAAAUAAAUAAAACAAAUCUGGUCCGGGCCCCCUCUGUGCCUGGGGCCUGGGACUGUCUCCUAGCCUGGGGCCUGGGACUGUCUCCUAGCCUGGGGCCUGGGACUGUCUCCUAGCCUGGGGCCUGGGACUGUCUCCUAGCCUGGGGCCUGGGACUGUCUCCUAGCCUGGGGCCUGGGACUGUCUCCUAGCCUGGGGCCUGGGGCUCUCUCCUAGCCUGGGGCCUGGGGCUCUCUCCUGGCCUGGGGCUCUCUCCUAGCCUGGGUUCGUUGCCUGGCUGCUGUCUUUAGGGUGUAAUGGUAUUGUUCUGUUUCUUAUGUUCCAAGGCAUUAUAUUGUGUUGCUAGCAAGCGCCCCCACCGAGAAGCAGCACCUCGAGUGGUGAGUACUGACUGGAGAGAAAUAAAAAGCACUGGAAAAACAUUGGGAUGUGAAUGAGAUCAUAUGACUGAAUGAAUUAGGGUGGAGACACAGUGUAUUACAUUUUUCAUCCAUGUCAAUGUUGCUCUUAUUAGCCUACUGUUGGGGAAUACAUUAUGAAAAGUGUGGUUUUCUUUGUCCUGGCAGGGUUGGUCUGGUUGAGUCCAAGAUCAGGAUCCUAGUAGGAAACCUGGAGAAGAAUGAGUUCAUAACGUUGGCCCAUGUCAACCCCCAGUCAUUCCCUGGACCCAAGGAAAGCAGGGAGAAGUGAGUAUAUUAUAGGUUUUCUAUGCACGAUUGUAGUAAGCUCUUACUUGACCAUGGACAUUUUUCACCUGUCUUUCAUUCUUUUCCAGAGAGGAGGUCAGCACCAUGUGGGUGAUAGGGGUCAUCUUUAAGAAGAUGGAGGCAUCAGAGAACCUCAACGUUGACCUGACCAUUGACAUCCAGUCUUUUACUGACACAGGUAUGAUCACCUUACUCAAUUCAACUCUGGAAUGUCGAAUUUGAAAGGAUAUUUGUGAUGUUUUCUGCAUUUGUGUCUAGUUCUAUUAUUUGACACAAACUAGCCUGUUUAAUGUUAUAUAAAAAGGACCGUAAUCAUUGUUAUCUUCUAAACGUUUCCUGCAGUGUACCGCCAGGCGAUGAACAGCAAGAUGUUUGAGGUGGACAUGAAGAUCCAGGCCAUGCAUGUGAAGAGGAGACAACUGCACCAGCUACUGCCCAACCUGGUCAUGCCCAAACGAAGGAAGGUACGACAGGCUUCCUCCUCCUCUACCUCUACCUGUAGCUAUAUGUGAUUCAUUCUUAUUGUAAUUCAUGGUCCGUUAGUCUGCACCUCAUUAACCAUUUGGAUGUGCACCUUCAGCUCCUACUUUUUAACUAUAGAGGUGUAACAGAUUUAAUUUAUAGUGUGUUUAUAUUCUGCUUUUCACAACGGUCUCUUGACUGACUACAUGCUUGCUUACAGUAUUGUGUUGUAACCCAUGGCAUUUUGUUCUGUUCUGCAGCACUCCACAGAGGGGCUUCGUCAGAUGAAUGACAGUAGUCUGGACCUAUCGCUGGACAGUGACAACAGCAUGUCAGUGCCCUCCCCCACGGCCGUGCCGGCCACUGUGCCCACGUCGACCCCAGUGAAGAGUGGCCCACUAGGUCCCCCUCCCAGUCCCAUCGCCGCUGCAGCCAGCCAGCCUGAGGCCCCAGCUUCCACCAUGUGUCCCCCAGCUGUGAAGAGACCUGGCUCUCCUAUGCAGGAAGAGAGGAAGAGGUUAAAAUCAGACGCUGAGGUAUUCAAUCUUUAUUGUCCCAGUAGAGAAAUUAAUUUUCAUUGUGAAGCCCGGAGUUUACAGAUAAUACAGUAAAAUGCAUAUUCCAUAUAUGUUCUGUUUUGUUCCAACUGUUUGCUGGCAUUUUGAGACACCUCCCCUCCUCUGUCUACAUAUUUGUCACUUAUUUCUGGCAUAGUGGUGGGCAGUGUUGGGAUUAGUUUAAAAAAAAACGAAUGUAACAGGGAGGACCAAGGACGAUCUACCAAAGAUAGACUACUUACCAACUCAGAUCUACCAAAGAUAGACUACUUACCAACUCAGAUCUACCAAAGAUAGACUACUUACCAACUCAGAUCUACCAAAGAUAGACUACUUACCAACUCAGCUUUGAUCACUACUUUGUCCUUUCAUCUGUGGCGCUGCUUUCCUGUGCUGGUCUACAUGUGCUGCGCUAUCAUAUGGGCUGCUGAAUUAGCCAUGUAUAUACUGUAAGACAAACAUCUGUACAGACUUCCUAUCUUUUUAUUCAAAAUCUUUCUCUCGAGCUGCCAGUUCUGGUUAUAGACCGCAUGUACACGGACCCAUAGAGAUGUAUAGAGGGCACACUUCCCACUAGACGGGAAAGCCCUCUAUGGGCUUUGCUAUCAGAGAAGCGAUCAAUGGCAAAGAUUAGGGUUGUGCCCUCUAUACAUUUCUAUGGGCAGCAGCUGUCAUGACAUUUCUCCAAACAGCCUUUCUCCGCUCGCUCAAUAACUAAAUGAGGAAACAAGUCGCCCGGUAGAGAUAUGAUUUCUGAAAGUAACCACGUGUUGUUUGACAAAGUAACUGUAAUAAUAUGACCCAAAUUAACACGUUACUUAACUCCGUUACUCAUAAAAGUAAUCUGAAAUAUGUAACGCGUUACUCCCGACACUGGUAGUGGGGAGCAUUUUAUUGAUCUAGUAAAUCUUUUUUCUUGUAGGAUUCAGCCACUGAGAAAAAUCCUUCAGGAGACCCAGUCCCCACAAGCCUGACCCCCUCUACUCCCCCCACCAUGGGCCCCCCAGCUGCCCCCCAGACCCCUCACCGGGAGAUGCUGGAGGAGGAGAGCCCCGAGGAGGAGCACCAGAUGAAGGACCCCUCCCCAGUCCCAGAGGAUGGUGCUGCAGCUCCUAAAGAUGGAGAGGAUUGCACCACUGUGGAGGCACAGGUACGCAACAAGCUUAUCCAUAGUGUCACAUCAUCAUGUAGAAAUAUAUUAAUUGUUGUAAUCUAUCUUCUUGAUGAUAUUAUAAGUAGCAUCUAUUAAAAGGGCUAGUGCUAGAUUUUGAGGAGUCAGAUGAACUUGAGGAUACCAUUUUUUUAUGUCUCUGCGUCCCAUAUGAAGGAUGUACAGUGCCUUGCAAAAGUAUUCAUCCCCCUUGGUGUUUUUCCCUAGUUUUGUUGCAUUACAAACUGUAAUUUAAAUGGAUUUUUAUUUGGAUGUCAUGUAAUGGACAUACACAAAAUAUUCCAAAUUGGUGAAGUGAAAGGAAAAAAAUAACUUAUUUCAGGAAAUUGUAAAAAAAUUAAUAAUGGAAAAGUGGUGCGUGCAUAUGUAUUCACCCCCUUUGCUAUGAAGCCCCUAAAUAAAUAUGAUCUGGUGCAACCAAUUACCUUCAGAAGACAAAUAAUCUGUUAAAUAAAGUCCACCUGUGUGCAAUCUAAGUGUCACAUGAUCUGUCACAUGAUCUCAGUAUAUAUACACCUGUUCUGAAAGGCCCCAGAGUCUGCAGCACCACUAAGCAAGGGGCACCAUGAAGACCAAGGAGCUCUCCAAACAGGUCAGGGACAAAGUUGUGGAGAAGUACAGAUCAGGAUUGGGUUAAAAAAAUAUCUGAAACUUUGAACAUCCCACAGAGCACAAUUAAAUCCAUUAUUAAAAAAUGGAAAGAAUAUGGCACCACAACAAACCUGCCAAGAGAGGGCUGCCCACCAAAACUCACGGACCAGGCAAGGAGGGCAUUAAUCAGAGAGGCAACAAAGAGACCAAAGAUAACCCUGAAGGAGCUGCAAAGCUCCACAGCGGAGAUUGGAGUAUCUGUCCAUAGGACCACUUUAAGCCGUACACUCCACAGAGCUGGGCUUUAUGGAAGAGUGGACAGAAUAAAGCUAUUGCUUAAAGAAAAAAAUAAGCAAACACGUUUGGUGUUUGCCAAAAGGCAUGUGGGAGACUCCCCAAACAUAUGGAAGAAGGUACUCUGGUCAGAUGAGACUAAAAUUGAGCUUUUUGGCCAUCAAGGAAAAUGCUAUGUCUGGCGCAAACCCAACACCUCUCAUCACCCUGAGAACACCAUCCCCACAGUGAAGCAUGGUGGUGGCAGCAUCAUGCUAUGGGGAUGUUUUUCAUCGGCAGGGACUGGGAAACUGGUUCAGAAUUGAAGGAAUGAUGGAUGGCGCUAAACACAGGGAAAUUCUUGAGGGAUACCUGUUUCAGUCUUCCAGAGAUUUUGAGCCUGGGAUGGAGUUCACCUUCCAGCAGACAAUGACCCUAACAUACUGCUAAGCAACAUGUGUUGGUUUAAGGCUAAAAUUUAAAUGUCUUGGAAUGGCCUAGUCAAAGCCAAGACCCUCAAUCCAAUUGAAGUAUGUCUGUGGUAUGACUUAAAGAUUGGCCUGUACCACCAGGCGAACCCAUCCAACUUAAAGGAGCUGGAGCAGUUUUGGCCUUGAAGAAUGGGAAAAAAUUCCAGUGGGUAUUUUUACAUUUUGUACAUUAGUCAUUAGCAAGUCUUAUCAGAGAGACACAGUUAGUGAACAUAUUUUUUUAUAUGGUCCCCCGGGAACGAACCCACAACCUGGCGUGCAGCCAUGCUACAACUGGCUGCCUGGCAUUCCCUCCCUACCUGGAUACGGGCCAAUGUGCGCGCCCAUAGCCCGGUCGCGGCGCGGCGACAGAGCGGAUUCGAACCAGAUUGUGGACAGUACCUUGCAGUGCCUUGCCACUGCGCCAUAGGAGAUAGGUUAUUGUGCAAGCUAUAAGAAUACCAAAGACUUUGAAUUGCUGCAAAGGGUGCUCUACAAGUAUUUUGAGGGUGACUUUAUGCCGCUAAGUUUUCUUUUUUGUUUAUUCUUGUUUGUUCACAAUAAGAAAUAUUUUGCAUCUUCAAAGUGGUAGGCGUGUUGUGUAAAUCAAAAAAUACAAACCCCAAAAAAAUCAAUUUGAAUUCCAGGUUGUAAGGCAACAAAAUAGGAAAAAUGCCAAGGGGGGUGAAUACUUUCGCAAGCAACUGUAAGAGGUAGUUUUAGCGUCUACCGGAACGGCUAGCACAGACAUAAAAAUGGUAUCCAUGACUCUGGGGAAGUAGAUAAAGUGCUUCAUUGCCAAAAUCUCACACUAUUGCUAAUUGAGACUAACUGCUGUCUAUCAUGGUUAGAUAGUUGUGAUAAACUGUUAUGUGGGUCCUGGUGUUCACAGGUCAAUGAGGACAGUAUGUCUGAGGAGAUGCCUGCUUCUGAAGGGGAAGUGAAGAUGGAGGCAGAUAUUAAGGUAUGAGCUCUCUCUCUCUCUCUGUCUGUCUCUGCGUCUCUCUCUGUCUCGCUCUCUCUCUCUGUCUCGCUCUCUCUCUCUCUGUCUCUCGCUCUCUCUCUCUCUGUCUCUCGCUCUGUCUCUCGCUCUCUCUCUCUCUGUCUCUCGCUCUCUCUCUCUGUCUCUCGCUCUCUCUCUCUCUCUCUGUCUCUCGCUCUCUCUCUGUCUCUCGCUCUCUCUCUCUCUCUCUCUCUCUCUCUCUCUCUCUCUCGCUCUCUCUCUCUCUCUGUGUCUCUGUCUCUCAAUUCAUUUCGAUUUCAAUUUAAGGGCUUUAUUGGCAUGGGAAACGUAUGUUAACAUUGCCAAAGCAAGUGAAGUAGAUAAUAAACAAAAGUGAAAUAAACAAUAAAUAUUAACAGUAAACAUUACACUCAGAAGUUCCAAAAGAAUGUCAUAUUAUGUCUUAAUACAGUGUUGUAACAAUGUGCAAAUAGUUAAAGUACAAAUGGGAAAAUAAAUAUGGGUUGUAUUUACAAUGGUGUUUGUUCUUCACUGGUUGCCCUUUUCUUGUGGCAACAGGUCACAAAUCAUGCUGCUGUGAUGGCACACUGUGGUUUUUCACCCAGUAGAUAAGGGAGUUUAUCAAAAUUGGGUUUGUUUUCGAAUUCUUUGUGGAUCUCUGUAAUCUGAGGGAAAUAUGUGUCUCUAAUCUCUCUCUCUCUCUCUGUCUGUCUGGCUCUCACUUUCAUAGUUCCUGUCUAAAUAGGCUACAGAUGUCCUAUAGUUCCACUUUGGUCUGUUUAUAUUGUUAAUUUAAUCAAUUUAAUUAUCUUACUCUCCCCUCAGAGAAUGGUCAGUGCGGACCUGUCUGACGUGCCCCUCCUGCCAGCCAACCCAAUUCCAGUGGUGAAGAACUCUAUCAAGCUUCGCCUCAGCAGGUAGGAGAGAGGCACCUACCCACCCAGCUCGCCUCCCCGGCCCCCAAACCCUGACCUCUACUGUGGAUGUCCGAAGGUACUUACGCAUUCUCAGUCCUCUGCCACGGAAUGCCCACAGUGCUGCAGAUAAAGAGACAGACGGACGGGCGGAUAGACGAACGGACAGACACACAGGCGACCAGACAGACAGACAGCACUCUUUCAACCAGGGACAUUGUCAGUUGACAUGCAGGGCGCAGCUGCAACUGUCUCCACAAGAUGGCGAUGUUGCCCUUCUGCUGGAUUGUCCCAGGCAGCUUCCAACCUCUACCUUACUGGUUAAAGGGUAGAAGUUGUCCCAUAGGCACAGAUCUAGGAUCAGCUCGCCUUCCCCUGAGUCUUAGUAAAACACAAAACGGACCCUAGAUCAACAUGUAGAGGCAUCGUGGAUAUACACGUGGAUGCUCAUUUGGUUUUUCUCCUCUCCUCUCUUCUUCUCAUUGUGUUGUAUUGUCCAGAGAAGAGACAAUGGCGAAACAAGUUCUGUUGAAUAAUGAUGUUGUGAUUUCUUUGUCCCAGUGGUUUACGGUGUGUGUGUGUGUGUGUGUGUAUGUGUGAAGCACCUUGUUAUGAUGUCAAAACCUACUUUGAGUAAUAAAGAAAAGAAGAACAGAACAGGAAAUGAAAGAUUGGGUCAGUGGUCUUAGAUCUGUUACCGUUGUGAUCACUAAUCUACUGUUAUAUACUGUAGUGUGUAACAGAUGACAGGUUAUGACUGCAUCCCAAAUAGUACCUUAUUCCCUGGUCAAAGGUAGGUCACUAUAAAAGCAAUAGGGUUCCAUUCGGGUUGCGGCCUAAAAUCCAUCACCAGGUAACCACUGUCAGUCAGUCAACUGUUGGGAUAUGAGGUGGCGUUUGGGGUGUAUGGGGAUGUAUAGGAAGGGUAUGAGGGUAUUUGGGAUACAUCAAAAAGACAUGGACACAGAUACAUGCAGCUAACGCUUGCUAAGGGAACUAGCUAACGCUUGCUAAAGGAACUAGCUCAGGUUUGAGUACAUCCACAACACAAUAACUUUGACCAAAAAAGCUCACAAUGUCUGUGGGAACAGAAUAGCGUAGUCUCUUUUAGGAUAGUUUCAUGUUUUAUUAGUCGUAUGGUACAGGAUACACAUGGAAUACAUCAUCCAAUGAAAUGCUUACAGGUUCCUUCUGGACAAUGCAACAACAAUAAGAAAUAAUAAAAUAUAAGAAUAGGAACAUAAAGUAAAUGGCUCAGUAGAAUAGAAUAUACCUUUUAGCAUCAGUAUAAUACAGGAAGGCACAAUUUAUAGUCUAAUAUUUUGAUAGGAUCGUCGAUAGAGAUACAGGUCUAUAAUCUAGAGAUGACACAGAGUUAAGAGUAGUCAUCUUUCUACACGAAUGUAAACAUAUAUCAGAGGAAUGCUACAUUAAAAGAUGGCAACAGAGUGCUAUGGCUGGCAUAUUGAGUGGAGAGGUGGUCUGGUGUCUGAGUAGACCAUUUAGUUAUACAUGCAUAGAAUUAGAAUGCAUAGAACGGGAGUAGUACCUCUGACCAUUCUAUUCAUUCUGAUUCUAUGUAUACAUGCAUUGUACAGUAACUGUUAGUGUCAUGUACAAAAACAUUAAAAUGAUGAAAAACAAUGCUUUUCUUUUGCGUGCAACAUAAAAGACUUGAGCUUUCGCCUUGAUGGAUUAUUUGAAUGUUGCAUAAAGUGGUGCGAUUUGAAUAAAAAUAUAAUUCUUCAAACAUCACGCAGAAGGUUAAGAGCACCAAUUCUCUUUGUUGGCUAUUUAUUUUUGAUUUACUAGGUCACAUCAUAACAGAAUUGAAAUUUGCAAGAAGAGCCAACGGGUUGAAAACUUGGUAGUGUGGUUAGCGGACAACACAACAGUUAUUUUGGUUCACUGUUUUUUGGAAAGUUUUAAAACAAAGUGUACUGAAUUUUCACUUUCUCAAUAUUUUGUUGAUGUAUUAACAACAUGUAGCUUUUGUCUCGUUUGUGCUAGUCGUAUGUUAACGAUGAAUCUGAAUUUAGACCACUGUCAACCUAUGGUGCGUUAAUCUACAUGAAUAGAUACUUUUCUUCAAUGACGAUGAAACAUUAUUUCCCGUUCUUACAAUGCUCUUUUUCAGUUCAACGUUUUUUCUUAGGCGUAUUUGUAAGGACGAGGUAUUGUACUUUUUUUCACAAAUAAAGGUCUACGUUGUUGCAAAGAUGCAUUUGUCUUGUGUUCUUGUUCGAAGUACCCCACCGCCAUGAAAAAAAUACAGUUAGCGCUUCCGACACAGCGACAUAACACCAGCAGACUUUUAUCCCUGCGGUUUCCCAACAAGUCAUCGGUUUUGUUCUUUCUUUCAUUUGUGCUGUGUAGGAGACUGGUGCUGUAGGAGCCUGGUGCUGUAGGAGCCUGGUGCUUUAG
Messenger RNA from Coregonus sp. 'balchen', 19090 nucleotides. Lineage: Eukaryota; Metazoa; Chordata; Actinopteri; Salmoniformes; Salmonidae. The record is from the annotation of a GenBank genome assembly.